AUGAAAUGAAACAAUUUGGGGGAAGAAAGAAGAUCUGCAAGGAGAUUCUCUCGUCUCCCCUGCCUAAUUCGACCGUUCCUUUUUCUCAAAUUUGAAACCAGGAAAGCCAUCAGUUGGGGAUUUAGGGGAAAUUGGGCAGGGUUUAGGAUCCCGAUCGUAUGGCAUCGGCACAGGUCCCGCCUAAUUCGAGGAAGUUAGGGCAUCUCGAAGCGGGGAAGAAAAAGUUGGAGGAGUUCCGUAAGAAAAAGGCUGAAGGACGAGCUAAAAAGGCUGCAUCUACGGGGCAAUUGGUAUCUGCUGAUGUAGAUCAACAACAAAAAGUCCCUCAAAAGAAUGAGCAUGUGAGAGAUGGAACUACAGCUUCUACUGAUACUGAUUCCUGUAGGUCGAGUUUUACUGGUCAAAAUGAAGUAGUUGAUUCUUCCCAUAGCACAGAGGUUCACUCCUCAAACAGGAUGCAUGGUAGCUCUCCUGUCUUGUUUGACGGUAAUCAUGCAUUAUAUGGUGAAACAGUACAAUAUGCAGGGAAAGAAGUACCUAAUGUAUAUGAAAAAUCUAGCUUCCCUCAACUUGUUAAUGGUUAUCAUGAUCAGUGGAAGGAAAAUAGUGAUCUUAAUCACAAAAAGAAUGCAAAGGUCGAAACAUCCUGUGCUAAUGCAACAGAUCAGUCUGACACUUUUAGUGCAGCGAAGCCAAAUUCAUACCUUGAUAUGAACAUCAGUAAUUCAGGUUUGCAUUCAUUUUCCACUGCUCCACCUAAUGAAGGUAUAUAUUUAUCAAAGGUUCGCUUGAGUCAUCCUGAAACAGCUUUUUCUAAUUCCUUGAGCACUGCCAAGAACCCAGAGAUGGCUUCUGAACGAAACAGGCUGGGGUUUCCAAGCACUUCAGCUAGCACUUCGGUAUUACAUAAAGGUAAAGAAUCAUCUCCUGAGAUGGAGUUCUCUUAUCCUGGUAGCUCGUACAAAAACAGUGGUACUGAUAUUGGCAUCAUAGGAGGGAAGAUUGCUCCCUCCACUGAUUACAGCGUUAAUGUUGACAGUGCCCGUUGGCACGCAGGAGAACCUUCAUACAGAGAUCCUAGUUUGGUUUAUAAAGGCACACAAUAUGAAGAUCCCUUUCCUCCAACUGGUUUUGGAACUAAUUCUGGUCGAUCUCGUCCAUCUUUUCUUGAUUCUCUAGGUGUUUCUAGAGGUUCUUCAAUGUUUUAUGCUCCAUAUCAAGAGCCUGAGAAAGCAAAUAUGCCUGGAUCGUUUGAUAUUUCAAGGGCUCAAAGUACAGAGGUUCCAUUAUCUUCUCCUGCAAAGCCAUUUGGAGAGCUCACCCCUGCUAAACACUCUUUAAAUUCAACCACUUAUAGUUUUAAAAGUGAUAAUAAGUUACCCAUGGAGACUUUUGUUUCUUCAAACAAUGAGAAACUGGUGAAGCCGGCUGGGGAUCAUCAUGCACAGAGGGACCAUGAGUUCACUUCAAAGGACGAAGAUUUUGCAGCUCUGGAACAGCAUAUUGAAGAUUUGACACACGAAAAGUUUUCACUUCAAAGAGCUCUGGAGACAUCAAGAACAUUAGCAGAAUCCUUAGCUGCUGAGAAUUCAUCUUUGACAGAGAGCUAUAACCAGCAGGGCCAAAUUGUCAGCCAAUUGAAAUCUGACAUGGAAGGGUUGCAGGAAGAAAUCAAGGCUCAACUGUUGGCUAUUGAAUCUGUAAGAUCAGAGUAUGUGAAUGCACAAAUGGAAUGCAAUGCUGCAGAUGAAAGAGCAAAAAUACUUGCAUCUGAAAUCAUUGGCUUGGAAGAGAAGGCACUCAGAUUAAGGUCAAAUGAGCUGAAGCUGGAAAAGCAGUUGGAGAACUUGAGUUCUGAGAUCACAUCAUACAAGCGCAAAGUGUCACUUCUAGAGAAAGAGCGCCAAGAUUUUCAAUUCAUGGUUGAUGCCCUGCAAGAAGAAAAGAAGCUCUUGCAAUCCAAGCUGCGGGAAGUCUCUACAAAUGAUAAACCUGAUGCUAAGAAGAUCUCCGUUAGAAAAGAUGUUUCUACCUCAACGGAGAAUUUAGGUGUUGAGCCUUUCAAUUUGGUUUAUGGAGAAACGAGUACUGCAAAUAUGAUGCUGAACGAUUCCAUAAAUCAAGUGCAAAGUAGUGCAAGAAUGGUUCCAUCUACUGAUACUUCUACAUCCUCUCCGUUGCCUGAAGAUGGGACAUUUGCUCUUUCAGAUGCUUCUGGUGAUAUUCCACAUGAUCAACAUAGAAUGGUCGAAAAUAUUAAUUCAUUGAUAUCUGAGUUGGCUUUGGAGAAAGAAGAGCUAGUUGGAGCUCUGAAAAUUGAGUUGAUGAAUUGUGCCAAGCUGAAGGACUUGAACAAGGACCUGUCACAAAAACUGGAGGCACAAACACAGAGACUAGAGCUUCUGACUGCCCAGCGAAUGGCUAAUGAAAAUAUCUUGGCAAGACCCUUAGACACCCAGAGUGUGCAAGAUACAACAGAAUAUGCUGAUGAGGGAGACGAGGUGGUUGAAAGGGUUUUGGGUUGGAUUAUGAAGCUUUUCCCAGGAGGUCCAUCGAAGCGUCGCACCAGCAAACUUCUGUGAUAAUCAUUGUUUUAUUUCGUCUUUGUAAUUUUCAUUUGUUUAUUAAUAUGGGUUUUUGGAUAGAAUCCUUUAUCAUUGUACAUUGCGUCAUUCUUUAUUACAGAAGAAAAAUGAAAUAUGGGGUUUUGUUCCAUGAAAUGUGCAUGGAAGAACCCCCUUCUGCGUGGAAAUAAGUUGUGUGGCCCUUCUUGUUGUCAGUAUCUUUGUUUUCUUUUCUCGGAGAAGUGCCUGCGUAUCUAUUGGGCCUACGAGAACAAAAUGUAAUGGACUCUUCAUUUACGUUAACUUUUUCUCCCCUUUGUCUGUGUCC
Asparagus officinalis (garden asparagus) is the source of this 2892-nucleotide messenger RNA. RefSeq lists its product as uncharacterized. Lineage: Eukaryota; Viridiplantae; Streptophyta; Magnoliopsida; Asparagales; Asparagaceae. The transcript is spliced from 13 exons. The record is from RefSeq and is a predicted model, not a curated record. Bases 159 to 2582 code for a protein of 807 amino acids. Gene Ontology annotation, biological process: regulation of growth.